Molecule: messenger RNA, 1188 nt
Organism: Puma concolor (puma)
Lineage: Eukaryota; Metazoa; Chordata; Mammalia; Carnivora; Felidae
Gene: NHLRC1
Product: NHL repeat containing E3 ubiquitin protein ligase 1
Biological process (GO): protein polyubiquitination; proteasome-mediated ubiquitin-dependent protein catabolic process
Cellular component (GO): nucleus
Molecular function (GO): protein binding; ubiquitin protein ligase activity
Source: RefSeq, a predicted model, not a curated record
AUGGGGACCGAGGCGUCGGGGAGCGGGCCGGCGCUGCAGGAGCUCGUGCGCGAGGCCGAGAUCAGCCUGCUCGAGUGCAAGGUGUGCUUUGAGAGGUUCGGCCACCGCCAGCAGCGGCGCCCGCGCAACCUGCCCUGCGGCCACGUGGUGUGCCUGGCCUGCGUGGCUGCGCUGGCGCACCCGCGGACGCUGGCCCUCGAGUGCCCCUUCUGCCGCCGAGCCUGCCGGGGCUGCGACACCAGCGACUGCCUGCCGGUGCUUCACCUCCUGGAGCUCCUGGGCUCGGCGCUCCGCCCAGCCCCCGCCGCCCACCGCGCCGCCCCCAGCGCCCCCGGGGCCUUCACCUGCCACCACGUUUUCGGAGGUUGGGGGACCCUGGUGAACCCCACGGGGCUGGCGCUGUGUCCCAAGACCGGGCGGGUCGUGGUGGCGCACGACGGCAGGAGGCGGGUCAAGAUCUUUGAUUCCGGGGGAGGAUGUGCUCAUCAGUUUGGAGAGAAGGGGGAGGGUGCUCAGGACAUUAGGUACCCACUUGAUGUCACCGUCACCAACGACUGUCAUGUGGUUGUCACCGACGCCGGCGACCGCUCCAUCAAAGUGUUUGAUUUUUUUGGCCAGGUCAAGCUUGUCAUUGGAGGCCAGUUCUCCUUACCUUGGGGUGUGGAGACCACCCCUCAGAAUGGGGUCGUGGUAACUGAUGCGGAGGCAGGGUCCCUGCACCUGCUGGAAGUCGACUUUCCAGAAGGGGUCCUCAGGAGGACCGAGAAGUUACAAGUUCAUCUGAGCAAUCCCAGAGGGGUGGCCGUGUCGUGGCUCACCGGGGCCAUUGCAGUCCUAGAGCACCCUCCCGGCCUGGGGACCGGAGCCUGCGGCACCACGGUGAAGGUGUUCAGCCCAAGCAUGCAGCUCGUGGGCCAGGUGGAUACCUUUGGGCUGAGCCUCUUUUUCCCCUCGAGAAUAACUGCCUCUGCGGUGACCUUUGAUCACCAGGGGAAUGUGAUUGUUGCAGAUACUUCUAGUCAGGCUGUCCUAUGCUUAGGAAAACCUGAGGAGUUUCCAAUCCUGAAGCCCAUGAUCACCCAUGGUCUUUCCCAUCCUGUGGCACUGACCUUCACCAAGGAGAACUCUCUUCUUGUGCUGGACAGUGCAGCCCAUUCUAUAAAAGUCUACAAGGCUGACUGGGGGUAA